AUGAUUGUUUUGAAAAUUACCUUCUGCGACUCUCUCAACAAUGUCAGCUUUUGGGGAAUUAAACCUAAAGCUUGUGAUUCUUGGUUGUGGAGGAGUCUGUUAAAGCUUAGGGAGCUGGCUGAGAAAUUCAUCAAGUGCAAUAUUGGUAAUGGGGCUGCAGCCUGGUUUUGGUUUGAUAAUUGGACUCCAUUAGGGCCUUUGAUAAAGUUUAUGGGCGAAGGUGGGCCUCGUGCUCUCAGUAUUCCCAUCGAAGCAAAGAUCUCCUCCGUUUAUGAUCUGCAGGAGUGGAAGCUUCAGCCACCAAGAUCUGACAAAGCACUGGCGCUUCAUGUCCACUUAUCUACCCUUACUCCGCCUAACACGCUUGACAGGGACGACUGCUAUGCUUGGGAGAUAGGUGGUAAAAACUGUGGUGGCUAUAAUGCAGGCAGAACUUGGGAGGUGCUUCGCCCUAGAAGCACUAUAAAGAGCUGGGCGUCUACCAUCUGGUUCAAAGGUUCUACGCCCCGUCACGCGUUCAAUAUGUGGAUAGUUAACUUGGAUAGACUUCCCACAAAGUGCAGGCUCGCCUCCUGGGGUAUGCAGGUCUCAACUCACUGCUGCCUCUGCUCCUCUUCUAGUGAAACGAGGGCUCAUCUGUUUAUUGACUGCACCUACACUAAGGUAAUUUGGUCGUUCAUCUUCUCUAAGCUUCAAAUCACGAAUCUGAGGCUGAGUAGUUGGAAUGAGCUGAUGAAGUGGGCAGCAUCGAGAAGCACUAGCUGUCCCCAGACGUUGCGGCUUCUCAUCGUUCACGCCCUAGUCUACACAGUUUGGAGACAGCGAAACAAUCUGAUUCACAACCAGAUCACCAUUCCGCCAGCUACGAUUUAUAAAGAUAUAGACCGGCAAAUCAGAAACUCAAUCACGGCUAGAUCUCACAUGAAGAAGUUCAGGAAUCUCAUGCCUUUAUGGCUGCGAUGA
Capsella rubella is the source of this 963-nucleotide messenger RNA. RefSeq lists its product as uncharacterized. The transcript has a single exon. The coding region runs from base 1 to 963 and encodes 320 amino acids. The record is from RefSeq and is a predicted model, not a curated record. Lineage: Eukaryota; Viridiplantae; Streptophyta; Magnoliopsida; Brassicales; Brassicaceae.